This is a messenger RNA of Paramormyrops kingsleyae, 1187 nucleotides long. It is a transcript of the gene fgf7, whose product is annotated as fibroblast growth factor 7. Lineage: Eukaryota; Metazoa; Chordata; Actinopteri; Osteoglossiformes; Mormyridae. The record is from RefSeq and is a predicted model, not a curated record. Gene Ontology annotation, molecular function: growth factor activity.
AAAUGCUCUACCAGGGUGGUUCACGAGUGAAGAGAAUCGCUAGUGAGACGCAGUGAGGUCUGCAUGCAUGCAGGCAAAAGAGGGAGGUGCUGGCAGCCUCAAGUCAGUCCAGACCGCUAAACAGGACAAAUGUGGGCAGUUCUAAGAAGAGUGUUUAGUUCACCGCAAAAGUGUCCGUGUUUAUAAAGGCUAGACUACAAGUAUGAGGUGAGCAAACCAGGACAGAAGAGAUUUAAAUCCAAUGUUUCCCUGUUCAUAUCUAUCUGAUAUUUUAAUCCUCCGUUCCUGAGACUGCCAACCCAAAAGGCGCAUCCUUCAGCCUGCAGUGGAACCGGCUGCAAUGUCCUAGGACUCUGGACAGAAGAGAAUUACAUACGAGCGACUCCUCCGAACCCCAUGAACGAAAAAACACACCAAGGGAGCAAGAGCAGCAUUCGCAGUUUCACUCGUGAGGAGAUUGUAAAUCGAGGAAGCUGGGUCGAGGACCCUUUGGCCUGAGAUUCCCCAUACGUUUCAGCAUGUUGUUCGUAAAUACCCGUUGCAUUGCAUUAUAAUGCACAAAUGGAUGCUGAAAUGGAAGCUGCCAACUUUGCUCUCCAAACUGUACUUGCACAUCAUGUUUCUACUGAGCGGUAUGUGUCUAGCUUGCAGUGAUCGGACUCCGGAGCAACUGGCUGCAAUUAUGAACUGUUCCAAACAUGAGAGGCACACGAGAAAUUACGAUUAUAUGGAGGGAGGGGAUGUAAGAGUCAGGCAACUUUUCAGUGGAACACAAUGGUUUCUCACAAUCGAUGACUAUGGCAAUAUUAACGGAACUCAAGAUCCAACCAACUGCUACAGUAUCCUGGAAAUACGCACAGUCUCCGAAGGAGGUAUCCUCGCUAUCAAAGGGGUAAAAAGUCAGUAUUACAUAUCUAUGAACAAGACAGGAGUAUUACAAGGCAAGAAAACAUACAAUGAAAACUGCAACUUUAAGGAGGUCUUUCUAGAAAACUAUUUCAACGCUUAUUCUUCAGCAAAGUGGACUAAACAAAAUGGCAAAGAGAUGUUCAUUGCUUUGUCCCAGAAGGGGAGGCCCCUGAAAGGCAGGAAGACGAGGAAAGAGAACACAUCAUCUCAUUUCAUCCCCAUGAAGUGCAGAGAAGAGGACAAGAGAGUGGAGUAGAGCCACUGAGGCGUCUAGUGGA